AAAGGAUGGCUUCGACAGACUGGGAGCGCAGGGAAGGAGUGAGCAAGCAUCCAAGCAACAGAAACCCGAGACUGUGCAGCUUUAACAUUUUCCAGAUAUGAGUUGCGUCAAGGUGUCCGUUCUAGUCACCGUGCUGGCACUGGCGGUGUGCGUGGCCCGGCCGCUGUCGGAGUCCAGGAGCGAGGCGGGCGCUGCGCUGGCACAGAGGAACCCCCAGCGGGAAAAGGCACUGGCUGCGCGCAUUGUCCGGAGGGACUGGAUGGGAUCGCUCACUGCAGACCAGCGGCAGUUCAUGUCAAAAUACAUCCCACAUGUACUUGCAGAGCUGUCCAACCAGGAAGGCUACGGGCCGGCGGACUCCGUGCACCCGAUAAUUGACCGAGACUACGCCGGCUGGAUGGAUUUUGGCAGACGAAACACGGAAGACGUGGAGUUCGACCCCUGAGCGCACAAUGCGAACAGAAGCCGCCUGCAUUCGACUCGCAAAAAGCACCCAUAACUUAGAAUACUAAAACGAAUCAUAGUAAUACAAAAUCAAUCCAACUUUACACUUUGAAAUGUACCGUUUUGCAAUAUACAGUAUAUAUUUAUUUAUUUUCCAUUUCUUUUGA
Messenger RNA from Acipenser ruthenus (sterlet), 611 nucleotides. Its product is annotated as gastrin/cholecystokinin-like peptide. The transcript is spliced from 3 exons. The coding region runs from base 98 to 445 and encodes 115 amino acids. Gene Ontology annotation, biological process: digestion. NCBI's taxonomy places the organism in Eukaryota, Metazoa, Chordata, Actinopteri, Acipenseriformes, Acipenseridae. Gene Ontology annotation, cellular component: axon; extracellular region. The record is from RefSeq and is a predicted model, not a curated record. Gene Ontology annotation, molecular function: neuropeptide hormone activity.